CAAGUUUUGGAGCAAACCUUCUAGUUUCCUGCCUCCCUCUCAUCAGCCAUGGCUCGCUCCUUGAUGCUGACCGGUGCUGUGCUGCUGUGCUCCGGCGCGCUCUUCAGCGCCUUUGUGCCAGUGGCUCGCUCUCCCGUGUCUGCCCCGGCAACCAGCACCGGCACGGCAGCAGCCCUGAGCGCAGCGGUCUUGGCGACACCUCAGGCGGCAUUCGCAGAUGAGGGCUCCGUCUGGAUCCCUGCGCUGUCCGCCAUUGGCGCCGGCUUCGCCAUCGGUUUGGCCGCGAUUGGUUCGGGUGUUGGGCAGGGCAUCGCGUCGGGCAGGUGCAUUGAUGGCAUCUCCCGGCAGCCCGAGGUCGCGGAUGACCUGCGAGGAGUGCUGUUGCUGUCCCUGGCAUUCAUGGAAUCCCUGACCAUCUAUGGUCUUGUGAUCGCCCUGGUGCUCCUGUUCGCCAACCCUCUGAUCAAGUAGGCUCUAGAAGUUGCAACGACUUUUUCCACGCAGAUUGGACCUCGAGGUCAGAGAAAAGAGCAGAGAAAAAAA
Molecule: messenger RNA, 543 nt
Organism: Effrenium voratum
Lineage: Eukaryota; Dinophyceae; Suessiales; Symbiodiniaceae
Source: the annotation of a GenBank genome assembly